GCUACAUUGGCAAAUUAAUUGUUGGGGCGAGGAACACACACUCACGCUUGAAAUCUUCCGGCUAUGCCGCUACGAUUCAGCGCGCGGCUCUGCUUUCAAUUGCCCACAUGGGAACUUGGGAUCAAUGCGGGUCUGCCCCUUUCUACUUUUGCACUCCUUCUGCUUUUGCACCCCUUUGCAACCCUUCUGCCUUUGGACCCCUUCUGCUUUUGCACCUCUCCUGCUUUUGCACCCCUCCGUAUGUCCAGCAACCCGGCCAUGGCUGACGAUCAGUUAACGAUUCUAACGCGCUUGGGAGACUUGGGCGGCGGCUCUAGACUACUGCUACUGGUAUGGGAUCUGGCUUGGAUUGGGGUAUUCACAAGGUUUCCAUCAAUUUGUCCUAGUAAACCGGACUUGACAUUCAACAUCAUCGCUUCCCCUGAAUAAUUAAUGGGAAGCCUCAAUAUCGCAUCAGACGGAUCCUGCCGUGCCAUGAUUGCGAUUGCGAUUGCGAUUGCGAUUGCGAUUGCGACUGCCUUUUCCCGGCUUCAUGACCCCGAUGCCUACCACUCAGUCGCAUCGAGAUCCACAACCUGGAAAAAGUGCAAAGGUCAUACACGUGGCCGUGCAGUGUCACUCUCCACCUCCCGUAAUUACGUUUUUUGUGCCACUUUUGUUUGCGUGUUUGUCUUUCUGAGGUGCAUGACCUCAUGUUUAUUACAUGUUUAUAACUGGUGGACACGGCAAAUUCCCGCCACUCAUUCGGCCUCGCAAAUUUCCCAAUUGUUUGCAUCCACCUUCUCAGAAAUCAGGGAAUAUCCACAGGUUGAGGGAGCAUGGCACCGAGAGCAAAACGACCUCCACACACACACGGUAGUUGGGAGAGAAGAGGAUAAUGAUGCGAAGGGGUUCUCUAUCAUUUGUUCUUUACUAGCUGCUGUCAGG
Messenger RNA from Cantharellus anzutake, 927 nucleotides. RefSeq lists its product as uncharacterized. NCBI's taxonomy places the organism in Eukaryota, Fungi, Basidiomycota, Agaricomycetes, Cantharellales, Hydnaceae. The coding region runs from base 64 to 429 and encodes 121 amino acids. The transcript is spliced from 2 exons. The record is from RefSeq and is a predicted model, not a curated record.